Molecule: messenger RNA, 1308 nt
Organism: Xylaria bambusicola
Lineage: Eukaryota; Fungi; Ascomycota; Sordariomycetes; Xylariales; Xylariaceae
Product: S-adenosyl-L-methionine-dependent methyltransferase
Exons: 1
Coding region: 265-1131 (288 amino acids)
Source: RefSeq, a predicted model, not a curated record
AUUGCUCAUUUUGAGCUCCCCUUGAUAUAGUCGGAAUCGGACAUCAGCUGUUGUAUGCACCGAACACCGGUAACCGGUGUUAACCUAAGUCACCUCGAGUACCAUUGAGGGACGCUUCAGCAAUCAUCAUGUUCGUGUAUAUAAUUGUUAAUGGUAUGAGAUUAAUUGUCUCGUAUUGACGAUCUCACAUUAGGUGGCUAUCAUUUUCAUUUACCUACACUCCCAAACAGGUACUGACUGCUCUCAUCCCCUGGUUGUCGAGUCAUGCACAUGGCUCUACCUCCUCCCACAACGAAUAGCCCACCUCAGGCCAUCAUCAAAAAUGUCGAUCUCUACGCCGAAAUUACCGCCACUUCUACCCAGGAUGUUGCCAAAUAUAUCAUUCAGAUGAUUUUGCCUGGUAUUGCUCCAGGAUCUAAGGUCCACGACAACGGGUGUGGUGCGGGAGAGGUCACACGUGAGAUCAUGUCAAUUCCAUCGACAUCAGGACGCAAUAUUGCAAUAGACGCUACCGACAUCUCUUCUGAAUACAUAGAACGCUUGGAGGCCACCGCCAAGGGGAAUGGCUGGCCGGUGACGGUGCACGCGAUGGCUGCCGAAAAGCUUGAUUUUGCGGACGACACAUUUCACUUGUCAAUUGCGAAUUUCGUCUUAUUUCUCACAGCGGAUGGUGGGGUUCCCGCGCUUCGUGAGAUGCAUCGGACGCUCAAGGCCGACGGAACAGCUGUGUUCACAUCAUGGGCCAAGCUCCCGCAUUCCAACGCCAUCAAGGCUGCGCAUGUUGCCACGAGGGGACCGCUAGCACCCUCACUGCGUGAACUUCCUAAGGAGUGGGAACAAGGCUCGCAUCUUGUACAGGUUGCACUAGACGCCGGAUUCGCAAAGGAGCAGGUUGAUGUUUCCCAGGUGCCAGUGUUCGUUCUGGUGGACGACCUGAGGCGUCACGCAAAUGUCAUGUGGAGCUUUCUAGGUAUUCCGACUGUGGGCUGGCUUCCAUCGGACAACGGAAGUUGGGAUGUCGCAGUUGACGUUCUAAUGGGCUGCUUCCAACAUAUGGACGGCUUCAAGAUCUUGGAGAAUGGGCAAAUGAGGAUCGAGCUCGUCGCAAAUGUACUGGUAGCGCACAAAUAAUGAGCUUCUAGAUUACAGAGUACCUAACCUAGAAGACAAGCGUGUUACUAGCUUGCUUAGUGGUAAUUACUUACCUAUUAACUACUACAGAUUUCAACAAUUAUACUUUCCCUCAGAUCUGAGUCGUGAAGCUUGUAACAAUGUGUUUCGCUUUGUUUACAACAUCGCGAAAACUUC